Messenger RNA from Planococcus citri (citrus mealybug), 1757 nucleotides. RefSeq names its product vitellogenic carboxypeptidase-like. The transcript has a single exon. Lineage: Eukaryota; Metazoa; Arthropoda; Insecta; Hemiptera; Pseudococcidae. Gene Ontology annotation, biological process: proteolysis. The coding region runs from base 420 to 1757 and encodes 445 amino acids. Gene Ontology annotation, molecular function: serine-type carboxypeptidase activity. The record is from RefSeq and is a predicted model, not a curated record.
GUGAGUUUUGUUAAAAUUGGAGAAAAAUCGGAUUUCACUAUCUUAUCCUGAAAGUCUCAUUUGCUCAAUUAUUAGGGUGAUAUGCGAAGCGUGAAAACUCGUCCAGUGGGGCAUUUCUCACAUAAUUAUAAACUUGAUAUUCAGAGCAUAAUAUAGUUAUGGAAAAAUGCGACGAUGGAAUACAUAAACAACCUCUUUUGUUGUGAAGAAAAUUUAUGCUAAAUUUUUCGUCGUGCUUCAUUUCUUAUCAAUGUUUCUGGGUUUCAUCCCAUCGAAUGAAGAAAAAUUUGACGACAUGUUCAUUAUUCUGUAAAUUCUUCGAUUCGGCGAAACGCGUAACUUGUCAUUGAGAAAAAGAACUCUGCAUAACUGCUCGCGAAGUUACAAUAUAAUUUAUUGAACAUUUGUUUCUCUUCGACAUGUUCUCGGUUUUUGGCAUUUUAUUAUUGUUAAAUUAUUCGACGACGAUCGUCUACGCUGAGAAUAAUAAUCGCGAAAGAUUGUGUAAUCGAAUGAAUCGAUAUUCGACGAUCUACGAUGACCCUGAAGAUGAAAUACCAGUGACUCGAAAUAAACGAUCAUCACCAUCUGCUGAACAAGAAGAUCCUGAAGCAUUAUUCCUGACACCUUACAUCGAAAAUGACCUUAUCGAAGAAGCCAUCACCGAGUCAAGGGUAAACGAGCCAUUUUCCUCUUACGAAAGUUACUCGGGCUUCUUGACCACGAAUAAUACCACCGAAACGAAUCUCUUCAUGUGGUAUUUCCCUUGCUUGAAAAACGAUACCAAUACAUCGUUGAUAGUCUGGCUCGAAUCUGGCCCCAAGUAUCCGGCUUCUUCUCGAGUUUUCGAUACUGCUGGACCUUUCGUCAGAUCUUCAGGGAAAAUACUUCGCAACAACAAUACUCUAGUGAAUGAUUUCAACGUAUUAUACAUCGAUAGUCUGAUCGGAGCCGGAUUCAGUUUCACAAGGAAUCCCGACGAAGGAUACUCGAGGACUUUCUACAGGGCUGCGGCAGAGGUAGUCGAGGCGCUGAAACAAUUCGCCAAAAUGUUCCCACAAUCGGUACAAAACGGAUUGUACUUGAACGGAGGCGAUAUACAUACGAGCAAAAUAGCCUUAUAUUUGGCAUUGCAACUUCACCACCAUAACCAUCACCUCGCGAAUGGUUCAUCAGGGGAUCUUCGAGUCGAUGGCAUCAUGAUUGGAAAUGGUUUACUGGAUCCGGUGAAGAUGAUCGGUGUAUCGGAUCUGCUUUAUCGAAUCGGCGUAGCUGAUAAGUUCACUAGCGAGUACUUGCAAUCGAUAGAAGAAGAAAUCAAAAGAUUGCUCAGAAGUGGUCAACGAUUCCACGCUUAUGAAAAAUACCAGAACUUGAUGGCAGAAGUCAACGAGCUGGGAUACGAGCAAAUGAACGAUUUCACCGCGACAACUGCUGAUAAUUCGGAUGAUGGGAAAAUAUCGCAGAUUUUUUCACGUGUUCGAAUCAAACAAGCAUUGCAUGUUGGCCAGAUCGCAUAUGGUAGCGUUGACGUACCUUUGUGUUAUUUGCAACAAGAUAUGUUCACAUCGGUGUCGAAAACUGUCUCGAGUUUGAUUCCGCAUACGAAAUUCCUAUUCUAUAUUGGGCAGUAUGGAAUAAAGGUGAGAUUUUCCAGCUAUUUCGUGAUAGAUUUGUAUCGUGUAUGCUUUAGAAAAUUAUCCAAAAAUUGGGAGGAGGGGGAUGGACUAAAAACGAUGCACCAUGCAAAUAAUUAA